GCCCUGAGUACGUAACGCAGUGUCCAAUUGAACCUGGAACAAACUUCACUUAUGAAGUUAUAUUAUCUGACGAAAUAGGAACUCUGUGGUGGCAUGCCCACAGUGAUUGGACUCGUGGCUCCGUCCAGGGUGCCUUUGUCAUUUUACCAGCUGAGAACGAAACUUAUCCAUUUCCCACGCCUGAUGCGGAUCAAACAAUCAUACUUCGUAGCAUAUCUCUUCUACUCUUCAUUUUUCCUUUUUAAUAGUUGACUGAAUCUUUUUUCUAUUAUAUUGUAUAUUGACAGAAUCAUGGUAUAACGAAGACUACAAGCAAAUCAUCGAUCAAGCACUUGCAACCGGUCUCGCUCCACGCCAACCAGAUGCAUACGCUAUCAAUGGACAUUUAGGAGACACAUAUGGAUGCCCCAACGGUGCGUUCUGGCAUUAAAACAAGGAUCAAGUUAUCCCUUUGAAUAUUGUUUCUGGUAAUUAUUUUUCAAUGUAAAUUUACCUAUUGCAGAUACAAUAUUCCGUAUGCAAGUUGAUUAUGAGAAGGCAUAUCUUUUCCGCAUAAUCAAUGCUGCAAUGAAUGAACCAAAAUUCUUCACCAUCACAAACCACAGCCUCAUACUCGUCGCACAAGAUGCCUCCUACGUUCAAAGGUUUGCAAGCGACUAUAUUUUGAUAAACCCUGGACAAACCAUGGAUGUUCUGGUCUAUGCGAACCAAAAUGUUGGCCAAUAUUAUAUGGCUACUAGGCCUUUCUCCGACUCCUCCGCUCCGCCUGUUGACUUUAUAACUACUGGUGUUUUUCAAUAUACAAACAGUGAGGGUGGACUGAAUGCUUCCUUUAUAACUCUGCCCGCAAGAAACGACACAAAUGCUACAAAUAACUUUAUCAGCCAAAUCAGGAACGCAAACGUCACACAAAAUCCACCAUUAAAUGUGCCGACAGAUAUUGAUAGACGAGUCUACAUCGCAAUCGCCACAAACACCAUGCCUUGCAACACCUCAGAAUGCCUUGUGCUUGAUAGAUUUGUAGCAAGUUUGAACAAUGUCAGCUUUGUUUUCCCACGUAUUGACAUUCUCCAAGCAUACUACAACAGUAGCACCAAUGGUGUUUUCACCGAAGAUUUUCCCCUUUAUCCACCUGUGUUCUAUGACUUCACUGGAAACUUGACUGAUUUGAAUACGAGAACUAAUCUGGGGACAAGGGCUGUUGUGGUGAAUUACGGUGAAGCAGUUGAGAUUGUGCUUCAAGCAACUAAUCUUGGUGCUGGUGGAAGCCAUCCAAUUCAUUUGCACGGUUUUAGAUUUUAUUGGGUCGGAACUGGUUUUGGAAAUUUUAACAAUGUGACUGACCCAAGCACUUACAACCUGGUUGAUCCACCACUGAUUAACACGGUCCAUGUUGUUGGUGAAGGAUGGGUUGCCCUUAGAUUUUUUGCAUCUAAUCCAGGUAAGUUUUCAUUUAAUUUUAGGACAUUAGAAAACUCUUCGGCCCUCUUUUUGUAACGUAAGUUAUAAGUUAAUAUGCAUGGUGUAUAUGUUUUCAGGGGUAUGGUUUAUCCACUGUCAUUUCGAUAGGCAUAGUAGCUGGGGUAUGGACACUGUUUUAAUUGUGAGGAAUGGAACCACCGCUGAAACAAGCAUCCUUCCACCGCCUCCUGGCAUGCCUCGUUGUCCUGGAACCUAGAAGUACCGUUAAUAAGGUUCUCAUUUGCAAAUGUGUAACGGCGUAAAAAUAAAGUUAAAUUUCAUUGGCAUUCUCAUACUUAACAUUGAAAGCAUUGAGUGGGAAAGAGAAUACAAUUUGUACGCUACUCGUUCAAAACACGUCAUUGUAUUGAGACAAUGAUAACAAGUGUUCGGGUCUAUAAAGUAAUGACAUCAAUCAAGAAAAGUAUCACUCGAUAAGAUGAAUUGACUUCGACAUGUUUUGUCACGUUCUCCAAUCUAAAAGAAAGUAAU
Messenger RNA from Durio zibethinus, 1953 nucleotides. Lineage: Eukaryota; Viridiplantae; Streptophyta; Magnoliopsida; Malvales; Malvaceae. The record is from RefSeq and is a predicted model, not a curated record.